Cladophialophora yegresii CBS 114405 is the source of this 2946-nucleotide messenger RNA. RefSeq lists its product as uncharacterized. The record is from RefSeq and is a predicted model, not a curated record. Gene Ontology annotation, molecular function: protein binding. Lineage: Eukaryota; Fungi; Ascomycota; Eurotiomycetes; Chaetothyriales; Herpotrichiellaceae. The coding region runs from base 1 to 2946 and encodes 981 amino acids. The transcript has a single exon.
AUGACAGAGUCCUCCCUUCUCACCACGCAUUCCCUUCCUAAUCAUUAUCCGGUCACCGCCGCUCCAUCUUUGGCCUCGCCCUUGCCCAACGGCUCCCUCUCAGACAACAUACAAGAUGAGGAGGAAUACACCAUCAAAUGUAUCUGUAUUUAUGCAGAUGACGAUGGCAACACAGUCUAUUGCCCCAAGUGUGACACCUGGCAGCACAUUGAAUGCUACUACCACGGCAAGAAGGUGCCAGACGAGCAUUUCUGCGCAGACUGCUUUCCUCGAGAUCUUGACACAAAGAAAGCCACAGAACGACAACGAAGGCAUCGAGAGGCACUUGAAGGCGGUGACCGGAAGGUCAAGAGAGCGAGCUCAAAAUCACAGAAGAAAAAGCAUAAGGACAUACACCCGACGCCCGAACAUGCCAACGGCUGGCACCAUGAUCGCCAUGAAUCUGUGACCAGUACAAGAGAAGGACCACCAGCGAAGAAACCCAAGACGAGCCAUCGCACGUCGGGCUCUGUCGUGUCUACCAAUGGUGAAACUCGGAAAAGAGCCGCUUCGACACUCCAGUCGUACCCAAGCCCUUCCAAAUCUCCUCAGGACCAUUUCCGUUUCCCUGCUAUCCCUACGUACACCCUUGAUUUUCUUGAGCUCUAUGACCGCGAUGAAGGAAACACAAAUGCCAGGGACAACGAGCAAACGAUACAAGCUACCAACACACUCUUUGCAUGGCGUACAGACCCAUCUUUGGUUGUCGGCCCUGGACAACAACCCACCGCGAAAUCACCUUUCGUGCGCUCGGAUCAACCUCUAGAUCAGAGUACGUGGCCACAAAUUUCGGUGGAGACAAUCAGGAAGACGGAUGUCGAGUACGAUGGCAGACAUCCAACUUGGCGCUUCCUGCGCAUACAAACGCCCGUGAAGAAGAACGAGGUCGUGGGUGAAGUUCGAGGCCAGGUCGGCAUGUUGGAAGAGUAUUGCCAGCAGAAAUCAUCAUCCAACAGAUGGCAAGAGUUGAGGCACCCGGACCCUUUUGUCUUCUUCCACCCGCACAUGGAUAUCUACAUUGACAGCAGGAAAUCGGGCACUCAUUUUCGGUACUUGAGAAGAUCAUGUCGGCCGAACGUCACCUUGAAGACUUUCGUUUCCGACAACGAUGAAACUCGCCAUUGCUUCGUUGCAAGCCAGGACAUUCCGACUGGUUCCGAGCUGACCACCCCGUGGUUUCUAGAUCAGGCCAUGAUCGCAGCAGAAGAUUCCGAACUGGGUCAAAAUCGACGCCUUGACUGGGUCAGCCGUGUCCUCGCCAAUUUUGGCGACUGCGCAUGCGAUGCUGGUGCGGCUUGCCUUCUUGCGCCAUUCGAUCGAAGGUUUCCACCCAAAUCAUUGGAGGCUGCGCCCAAAGAGAAAGGGAAGAGGAAGAAGCAAAGUAAGAACCAAACCAUUUCGCCCUUUAGUACUGGACAUGCCACCAACAGUCGUGCAGGAAGCGAGCCCAAGGUGCUCGAUGACGAAGACCCAUCCGAUCGUCGAUCUACCCCAGAUUCUUCUCGCAGCGGAGGACCAAGUCGAGAUAUCACGCCGGUCAAUGUCGCUGCUCUCGAUGCCGACCCUGUCCUUGGAAACGGACUUACUGCUCGUGAGCUUCGUAAAAUCCAAAUGGCGGAAAAGGCGUUCGCACAGAGAGAACAGGAAAAGAAGGAUCAAAGUGGCCAGGCUGUGCAGCGCAAGAAGAAGCGCACCAGCGGUGGAUCAACGCUCAAUACCCCUAACAUCAACUCCUCGAAGCAGCUGGGCCAUCACAUAACUUCACAUCCUAACACGCCCAAUGGACAGCAGCCCAGACUCAAUGAAACUGCCCUGGGUUCACCACCACCGCCACGAGCUCCUGCAUGCCGAGGCAAGUCCAUGGAACCCCCCAGCAAACCCCAGCCGAGAACACAGCGGCCUGUGUAUACUAGUGCUGCGGUUCAGACAGACCCUGAAGAGCACGAUCCGCCUCUACCGCCACCAGCGAAGAGGAGGAAAUUCUCCACACCUACGCAGCGCUUGCUUCGGAAACUGCUCGCGGAUCGUGAACGGCAUGGGCAACAAGAGCCGGUCCCUGCCUCUCCUACGUCGGCAAGUAUGCAGCAACAGGUCGAUGCUAGUCCUACCUCGAGGGACGUGGAAAUGAAAGAUUCCAGCGUGGGUGCAGACAAUCCUGUCAGUGAUGCCGCGACCAGUCCGCAACCAGCCAACGAGAACACUAGUCCACCUCAUGAUCUAGGUGUGAUAAGUUAUCCUUUACCAUCGCAGGCGGCACAUACCCACAAUCCUUGGAGACCAUCUCCGACACCGAAGCUAAAUCUGUCCACCUUGCCACCUGUGCCAGCCUUUCCCUCCUCGGCCACCUCCGCCACAUCGUCCUCUACUUCGGCGACAACUCCUGGUUUGACAACAACCGCAACGGCACAAUCUCCUACUCUUAUAGGCUCUAUUGCUACCUCUCAGUUCGGCUUUACACCUGGUGUGGUCACUCCGAGUCCGGCUAGGAAGAAACUGAGCUUGGGAGACUACAUGAGUCGUCGUCUGGCGUCGACCCCGUCCACGGAGAGAUCUCACACACAAGUGGGCUUCGGCACUGGCGAGGUUGAGUCAAUCAAAGAUGCAACGAGCCCGUCGGAGUUAUCACUUGGCACCGCUGAGGUGGCAACAGGGGUUUUACGGUCCGGUCAACAGCUUGCACUCCAGCCUAUGGCUCAAGGUACCCUCCCACUCGGCGAUGUUGAAGAUGCCUCAAUGAAGGACGAGGGUGAGGAGCCAGAAUAUAGUCCGCCCGAGCCUGUGGAACCCGCCGAAGAGGCCUCUCGAUUGCCGACAGGUGCCAGCGCCACGCUUCCUCCAAGUGGACAGAUCACCAUACCGGCGGAGGUCACGAACAUCCUGCACCAGCUGGCACAGUUCAGAAAAUGA